AUGAUGCCGUCUUCUGACCCUUCGAAGAAGGCUAUCCGAAGCCAAGGGAGCUCGGGGAGUGGCGGGUCCCAGAACACGAGGACCUCCUCCGGUGGCAAUGGUCAGGCAGUUAAGUUUGCGAGGAGAACAUCAAGUGGAAAGUAUGUGACCCUUUCAAGGGAGGAUCUUGACAUGUCAGGGGAAUUUUCAGGGGACUACAUGAAUUAUACCGUGCAUAUUCCUCCUACACCCGAUAAUCAACCCAUGGAUAGCUCAUCCGUGGCAGCUAAGGCCGAGGAACAAUACGUGUCUAAUUCCUUGUUUACGGGUGGCUUCAAUAGUGUCACAAGGGCUCAUCUUAUGGAUAAGGUGACUGAUUCUGAUUCAUGUCCUCCUGAUCAUGUGGCUCGUGGAAAGGCAGGUUAUUGUCAAAUGCCCGUGUGUGAUGGUGCGGGCAUGAAAGAUGAUCGUGGAAAUCGAGUCUACCCUUGUGAAUGCAGAUUUACAAUAUGCAAUGAUUGCUUCAUCGAUGCUCAAAAAGGAAGUGGAGUAUGUCCAGGAUGCAAGGAACCCUAUAGACUAGAAGACUACGAUGAUGAACACCCGGAUUUCUCUGGUGGAGCCCUCCCAUUGCCAGCUCCAAACAAGGGGAAUGAAGACCGACGCAUGAUGAGCAGGAAGAAAGGUGGUGAUUUCGACCAUAACAAGUGGUUGUUCAAUGAGACACAGGGGACUUAUGGACAUGGGACAGCUUAUUGGCCACCCGAGGAUGCUUAUGAUGGCGACGGUGAUGGAAUGAGUGGUGUGCUUGAAGCUGCUGAUAAGCCUUUUAAGCCUCUUAGUAGGAUUAUUCCUAUUCCUAGUGGCAUCAUUAGCCCUUACAGGUUAUUAAUUGUGAUACGUUUGGUCUUUUUAGGCCUAUUCUUAGCAUGGCGUGUAAAAAAUCCAAAUGAGGAAGCAGUAUGGCUUUGGCUAAUGUCCGUUAUUUGUGAAAUAUGGUUUGCCUUUUCUUGGCUUCUUGACAUUAUUCCUAAAAUAUGUCCUAUAAACCGGUCCACGGACCUCCACGCCCUAAGGGAAAAAUUCGAGUUACCUUCCCCAUCGAACCCAACCGGGCGGUCUGACUUACCUGGUGUUGAUCUUUUUGUCUCAACCGCAGACCCUGAAAAAGAACCGCCCCUUGUGACGGCUAACACCAUCCUUUCGAUCUUAUCGGUUGAUUAUCCAGUCGAGAAGGUGGCAUGUUACGUGUCUGAUGAUGGUGGCGCGCUCCUAACGUUUGAAGCAAUGGCUGAGGCAGCUAGCUUUGCUGAGUUGUGGGUGCCAUUUUGUAGAAAACAUGACAUUGAGCCUAGGAAUCCGGAGACUUAUUUUAGUUUGAAGGGUGACCCUACUAAAAAUAAGCUACAACCUGAUUUUGUUAAAGAUAGGAGGAAGAUUAAGAGGGAAUAUGACGAGUUUAAGGUUCGAAUUAAUGGGUUGCCUGACUCUAUUAGGAGGCGGUCUGAUGCUUUUAAUGCUAGGGAGGAAAUGAAGAUGAUGAAACAAAUGAGGGAUAGUGGUGGAGAUCGGUCCGAACCAAUUCGAGCCCAAAAGGCUACUUGGAUGGCUGAUGGAACUCAUUGGCCUGGUACUUGGGUUGUCCCUGCUGGUGAACAUGCUAAAGGUGACCAUGCAGGAAUCCUUCAGGUAAUGUUGAAGCCACCACCACCAGACCCGAUAUUGGGAACACCAGAUGACAAACUUCUAGACUUUUCUGAAACUGACAUACGCCUCCCUAUGUUCGUGUACGUGUCACGUGAAAAGAGGCCAGGGUAUGAUCACAACAAGAAGGCUGGAGCUAUGAACGCGUUGGUGCGGUCAUCUGCCAUCCUCUCUAAUGGCCCAUUUAUCCUUAACCUUGAUUGUGAUCACUACAUUUACAACUGUAAGGCCAUUCGUGAAGGUAUGUGCUUCAUGCUUGAUCGAGGGGGUGAAGACAUUUGUUACAUACAGUUUCCUCAGAGGUUUGAAGGCAUUGAUCCUUCUGAUCGAUAUGCUAAUCGAAACAACGUGUUUUUCGAUGGGAACAUGCGUGCUCUAGACGGUCUUCAGGGUCCAGUUUAUGUGGGCACUGGUACUAUGUUCAGGCGAUUCGCGUUGUAUGGUUUUGACCCACCAAAUCCAGACCGGAUAGCAAACAGCAACAAAGAUUCGGAGACCCAAGCACUAACUUCUUCGGAGCUAGACCCGGAAUUGGACGUGAAUUUGCUGCCUAAGAGGUUUGGAAACUCAACAAUGCUAUCAGAAUCGAUACCCAUUGCGGAGUAUCAAGGGCGUCCCUUAGCUGAUCAUCCUGCAGUUAAGUAUGGAAGGCCUCCGGGUGCUCUUAGAGUACCUCGCGAGCCCCUUGAUUCUAGCAUUGUUGCUGAAGCUGUAUCUGUUAUCUCUUGCUGGUAUGAAGACAAAACAGAAUGGGGAGGCAGAGUAGGAUGGAUUUACGGCUCAGUAACAGAAGACGUGGUAACCGGCUAUCGGAUGCACAACCGUGGGUGGCGCUCAGUCUACUGCAUUACAAAACGAGACUCCUUCCGAGGGUCUGCUCCAAUUAAUCUGACAGAUCGGCUACACCAGGUGCUGCGGUGGGCUACAGGGUCAGUAGAAAUCUUUUUCUCAAGAAACAACGCCUUCUUAGGAACUCGCCGCCUAAAGCUGCUACAGAGGUUGGCCUACAUUAAUGUUGGGAUAUACCCUUUCACCUCUCUUUUCCUCAUUAUGUACUGCUUCCUCCCGGCGCUGUCACUUUUCUCCGGGCAGUUCAUCGUGCAGACGCUUAGCAUUACAUUCUUGAUAUACUUGCUGAUCAUGACGCUGUGUUUGAUAUUUUUGGCCAUUUUGGAGGUGAAAUGGUCAGGGAUCGAGUUAGAGGAGUGGUGGAGAAAUGAACAAUUUUGGCUCAUUUCCGGGACUAGUUCUCAUCUUGCUGCUGUUAUUCAAGGCCUUCUCAAAGUUAUUGCAGGUAUCGAGAUCUCAUUCACAUUGACCUCAAAGUCAGCAUCAGAAGAUGAAGACGACGUGUUUGCAGAGCUUUACCUAGUGAAAUGGAGUUCAUUGAUGCUCCCACCCAUAGUAAUAGCUAUGGUAAACAUAAUAGCAGUAUGCUAUGCAUUUGCUAGGACCAUAUACAGCUCAGUCCCAUCAUGGAGUAAGUUCUUGGGCGGCGCGUUCUUUAGUUUCUGGGUGUUGGCUCAUCUGUACCCUUUUGCCAAAGGUUUGAUGGGAAGAAGAAGGAAAACACCUACAAUUGUGUUUGUUUGGUCAGGACUAAUUGCCAUCACAAUCUCUUUACUUUAUAUUGCUAUAAAUCCACCCUCAGUUUCUUCUCAGGGUUCAGGUGGUACAGGCUUCACAUUCCCUUGAUACAUAAAUUUACAUGGGAUUUAUUUUUCAUUCACAUAAUUUGUGAUUUUUUGAUGAAUUAGAUGUAACAUAGAACAAUAGAUUUAGGUGUUUUUUUAUUUUUUUAUUUUUUCUGUUUGGUGUACAAACUUAAAAGCUGUUGUAACAACCCUGUUAGAUGAUUGAUGAGUUGCUACUCUAUUAUUGGUUUUAUGUUUUCACCAAAGUUCCAUUGAAAUGGUUAACUCUGAGUUUGGUUAAUAAUUUUGGUCGUAGUAAUAAUGAGCAAUGAAAUUGCCCUUGUAUAGUCGUUAUAUUUUUUUUUUUUUUUUAUAUAGAAAGAAUGUAGCGUACACAAUCAUGUAAACACAUUCUUCUGUGCUCAUUUGGGGUUUCUCCUAUCCUCCCAUUUUUGUAAGCAAAUAUGGGACGAAAAUAAAAUUUUUAUCAUAUAAGUGUACAACCGGUUAUACAAUACAAAUUGCUCUUGUUGAGCACCAGAGAGGCAGAGAUAUUAGGUGCAUGAAGUACACUUUCCCUUGUUGAGUGAGUGAGUGAGUGACAGUUUGGUACUUAGACAUUUACACACAAUAAGAACUAGGGGUGGGCAAAAAAUCCGAUCAGAAAAAUUUGAUAUUCGAUCUGGUUUUUUCAAUUUUGGAUAUUUCGAAACGGAUAUCUGAAAAUUUUCCCUCGGAUUCGGAUCACGAAUCUAGAAAAAUAUUUAUUGAAAUAUUUUGAGAGAUCUAGUAUAAUGCUUAUUUUUCUUUUUAAAGGGAACUAUAGUAUAGAACUAGGCUUUUUAUUUAUUUAUUUAUUUAUUUUUAUUUUUAUUUUUUUUAAGGAAAAGUAUAGAACUAGUAUAACAAACAAUAGUAGUGACAUUCACAGAUUCUUAUAUGUGGCUAUGUGGCCAGCCAUAAUAAUGGGGGGUUACUUUGUUAGUGUUAUACAGGUUAACCGAUCAAUGUUUAGGGGUUACUUUGUUAGUGUUACAGGGAUUACCUCCUUAAUGUUAUAGGAAUUACUCGAUCAGUGUUACAGGGGUUACUCGGUCAGUGUUACAGGGAUUACUUUGUUCUUUUACAAGCGGUUAUACGAUGUGGUCAACCGCACACAAGACGCGCUGACUUACAUUAUUUAAUUUAUUUUUUUUGGGUGAUGAGGAAUUUGAAUUGUUCAUAAUGCCGACCUUAAUUAAAUCAUCAUUAAGUUAAUUAGUACCAUAAUUGUGCUAAUCUGUCAUAAUCCCAUAUGUGAUGCCGCUAAUAAAGAUUUCAAAUCUUUGAAUUAAUGAAGUGAUCAUAUUAUAUAUGUGCAAAACUUAACUUGUUCUUAUCUUUCUGCGUUUCAAUAUUCAUAUUUUUGUACAGGGGGCGUCACUCGAGGAUUAGACUUAGCAUCUAAGGGAGAAAGUCAAAUGUUGAAUCAAUAAUUAUACUAAGCUUGAAUUGAAAUAAUUUGAGAUUAAAUUUAAACUAGUUCUACUUAAUAAACUAAUCAAGAAUUUGCGUGACUGGUUAGCAGGUCCUCCCCUAUAAAUACGGGCACCUAGAGCCCAUACGAUACACACCUCAAAGCUAUACACUACUACCUCAAAAUACAAUUCAAGUUAAAAAAAAAAAAA
This is a messenger RNA of Chenopodium quinoa (quinoa), 4984 nucleotides long. RefSeq names its product cellulose synthase-like protein D4. Gene Ontology annotation, cellular component: trans-Golgi network; plasma membrane. The record is from RefSeq and is a predicted model, not a curated record. The transcript is spliced from 7 exons. Gene Ontology annotation, biological process: plant-type primary cell wall biogenesis; cellulose biosynthetic process. Gene Ontology annotation, molecular function: mannan synthase activity; cellulose synthase (UDP-forming) activity. The coding region runs from base 1 to 3378 and encodes 1125 amino acids. Lineage: Eukaryota; Viridiplantae; Streptophyta; Magnoliopsida; Caryophyllales; Amaranthaceae.